Molecule: messenger RNA, 993 nt
Organism: Penaeus chinensis
Lineage: Eukaryota; Metazoa; Arthropoda; Malacostraca; Decapoda; Penaeidae
Exons: 4
Coding region: 1-477 (158 amino acids)
Source: RefSeq, a predicted model, not a curated record
AUGACCUCUAUAGCCACGCUGCUCAUUCCUAUACCCAAUGAGUUACAGAGCGACCUCACACGCGCGGAUGCCCGAGCGCUGCCUCGCUCCAAGGAUGGUUCUCUUCGCUCAACUCGUCCUCUUCUUCGUCGACGUCAGCAGGAGCGGGAGCCGCAGUCACGCCUCUCUUUCGCAGGGUUACAGAGAACGCUCUGUUGGAUCGCAGGUCCUUCGCAAAACAGAUGGAAAGACCAAGAUAAGAAAAUGCGAUUAAUCUUGAAAUAUCUUACGUCAAAUGAAUCGCCGUGGUCGACGUUCCUCGGCCAUAUUGGGCACAUUUUUUUACCUCCAUCUACAUGGUGCAGCACCCCAUCCCUUCCCAGGUACAACAGCCGCUGCCUCGCACAUUCAACCCGGGGGAGAGUAGGCAGUCUAUCGUCUCCCAGGACAGCCACAAGUGAAUUGUGUGGAAUAAGGCCAAGUAUGCUUUGUGACUGACGGUGAGCAUUAAAUGGCUUAGAUAAAAUGACAUGCUGGGCCUCUUUGUUCUGCGUUAAAGCAUAGUAAUCUGUCUCAGUGCAAGCGGAAUGGAAUGCUUCCUCGAACCAGGAUUUAAAGAGGAGGUUCGUGACUUCAACACUGGCGAUGAAGUGGCGGGGAGAGGACGAUGUAGUCCUACUCAUGAACCAUAUUAGUAAUUUAUGCAUUAAUGUAUUUAUAUAUUGACACAUGAAUUUCUUUAUUCCUUCAUUCCAGAAUAUUUUGUUAUUAUUAUUAUUUAGCCAUGCUGUUUAUAUCUGUAUUUAUUAAUAUGACAUUUGUUUAAUGUUUUGAUUUUAUAUAGUAUACAUACCAUUAAGACAUAUACUGUACGUAUACACCAUAGGAAAAAUAUUUUCUAUAUUUAAGAUUCCUUUUUAUGCAAGAUAUAUUUAUCACUGAAAGUAUUCAGUACAUUUAGGUCUACACUGUAUUUACACGAUCUGCCUACUUGUUAACCUAUAGUCAUUGUAA